Molecule: messenger RNA, 1807 nt
Organism: Ruditapes philippinarum (Manila clam)
Lineage: Eukaryota; Metazoa; Mollusca; Bivalvia; Venerida; Veneridae
Product: beta-1-syntrophin-like
Exons: 6
Coding region: 37-1518 (493 amino acids)
Cellular component (GO): intracellular anatomical structure; dystrophin-associated glycoprotein complex
Molecular function (GO): protein binding; structural molecule activity
Source: RefSeq, a predicted model, not a curated record
UAUUUGCAGAGUUACGUCCCUUGAAAAGAAAUCAAAAUGGCGACCAACAUAUCUGGUCGGACGGGGCAUUUCGAAGUUUAUAUACGCCAGCAAUGGUGUAAAGUGACAGUGACGUUAAAUGAUGAAUCAUUAACUUUAUCCCUUGACGAACCUCCUGAAAAUAUGUCCACAUCUUCCACAAACAACGAUAUAUCAGCUCAGUCCAGUAACGUCCCAUCAAAUUCCCAAGAAGCCGCUCAUGUACCUGACAAUAUUCCUGGCCAAAAGCGAGUUGUCAAAGUUAUCAAAGAGGAAACAUAUGGCCUUGGUAUAAGUAUUAAAGGUGGAAGAGAGAAUAAAAUGCCCAUUUUGAUCAGUAAGAUAUUUAAAGGCAUGGCUGCUGAUAAAACUGGACAGUUGUAUGUUGGUGAUGCAAUUCUUGCAGUGAAUGGCGAAGAUCUUUGCAACGCCACACAUGAUGAGGCUGUCAGGGCAUUGAAGAAUGCUGGGAAGAUAGUUGAAGUGGAAGUGCGCUAUCUACGUGAAGUAACACCAUACUUUCGAAAGAAUUCAGCUUUGAAUGAAUUAGGCUGGGGCACUCAUGAAACCUCACAGGACGGUGUAAAAAGUAGCUGGUCAGAAAGCAAAACAAUACCUUUAAAACUGUGUUACCUUUGUCGUAAUUUAAGUAUUUGUGACACGGAAAAAAGAACAUUAGAGCUUCACUCCCCUGAUGGGAAAAGCUCGUGUAUUUUACGCUUUCCCGAUGUUGCAACAUGUAAUGAAUGGUUUAAUGCUCUACAUGCAAAUGUGACAAUGUUAACCACUCAGGCAAUACAAGAUGCUAAUACCACAAUGAUUUCUGCCCCGAACCAACGUGAGAUUACACAUAUGGGCUGGCUUUCAGAACAGCUAUUGAAUGACCAAGGCACUCCUAAUUGGAAGCCAGUAUUUAUUGCAUUAACAGACAAAGACAUGUUGAUGUAUGAUACAGUGCCAUGGAGUAAAGAAGAGUGGGCAACACCAUUUCAAAGUCAUCCUUUACUUGCUACACGGUUGGUACAUUCUGGUCAUCAGACCACGUCUGCAGCUGGUGCCGAUGUCCUGUCAUUUGGAACGAGGUCGGGAACCAGAAAUGGCGUGGAGAUGCACAUAUUUCGCGUGGAAACACAGCGGGAUCUUGCUCAUUGGUCUCGCGCACUUGUACAAGGAUCCCAUGGGGCUGCUGCACUUGUAAAGGAGGUUACAUGCCCUGCUAGUUGGCAAAAUCAUAAAGGAAAGCUAACAUUACACUUUGAAAACGGAUUUGCUCUACAUGCCUUGAAACCAGCUACAGAAGGUGACAAACCAAAGCUGCUGUGGUACUUCCCGUUUGAGAAGUUACGUAUGUCGGGUGAUGAUGGACACCGACUACUGUGGUUAGAUUUUGGAGAGGAUGGGGAACAGGAGUUAGAUUUGGAGUCCUGCCCAAAGCCUUUGGUGUUUGUGCUACAUACUUUCCUAUCAGCCAAAGUGAGCCGACUGGGGCUUGUUGCCUGAACUGUAACCACAGAGCCAGUCGCCCUGCAUGUAAUGACCACCUGAUUAAAUAAAGCCAUGUUGUUGGUGUCGGCCAGAAGAGCGUUGUGUAAGGAUGUGUGAUGUAACAGAUAUAUGUAUUAUUUAAGUCUCUGUUAUGAUGUGUUAACAGGUGCUGAUUUGAAUUGACAUAGGCUGCCUAAAUUAAAGUUUAAGUAUAAGACAAGGCCCCUAAUAGAUUUGUUUCUAAUUGAGUGAGCCUUUUUCUUGCUACCGAGCGUUUUAGAAUUUCUAAAAGCACAGCACUGAG